AUGGCUAGACAGUCAACUAUGUGUUCUGCUUUGAAGCCUUGCCUCUUUAUUCUAGUCUGCUUCCUCAUAGUCAGUCCUACAGCUUUCACGGCUCAAGAAACAAUUUGUCCCUUCCAACAUAUCUACCAGUUCGGCGAUUCAAUCUCAGAUACGGGAAACAUCAUCCUCAAGGGUGGCUUAGCUUCAGUAUCUCCUUCAUCUCGCUUGCCAUAUGGAAUGACUUCCUUCCAUAGACCCACUGUAGACUUUGCUGUAGCUGGGGGCACAGCUCUCGACACCUCGUUUUUCCAGGCCCGAAAUAUUCCAGUUCCAAUCUCCAAUACUCCUCUCAGUGCUCAGAUGCAAUGGUUUAAAGAUCAUCUCAAAUCUGUCUGCCAUUCCCCAUCAGAUUGUGCACCUAGACUUCAAAGAUCCUUAAUAAUGUUGGGAGAAAUCGGGGGUAAUGAUUAUAACCAUGUUUUCUUCAAUGAAAAAUCAAUACAAGAGGUCAGGAAUUAUGUUCCUCACGUCGUAAGUGCGAUAAUCAAAGGGGUAAGAGAAGUUGUUAGACUCGGGGCUGCUCAUGUUGUGGUUCCAGGAAAUUUUCCUAUUGGUUGCAUCCCAAUUUAUUUGACUAGUUUUGCGAAUCCUGAUCCAGAAGCAUACGAUCAGAUGGGACGCCUGAGAGAGGUAAAUGAGUUUGCAAGGUACCACAACUACUAUCUUCGAAGGGCUCUUCAUUCUUUGAGGCAAAAGUUGAAAAGGGAUAAUCCAAACGUGGUUGUUGUCUACGCUGAUUACUACGGGGCUCUGGAAUCAGUUCUUGCUCGUGCUCCGUUUCUUGGAUUCGACCGAGGAUCUUUAUUAAAAUCAUGUUGUGGGAUUGGAGGGAUUUACAACUACGAUGGUCGGAGGAUGUGCGGAACACCUGGAGUUCCAGUUUGUCGGGAGCCUGUUAAGUACAUAUAUUGGGAUGGAAUUCAUAUGACACAAAAAAAGAAAGCUUAUCGCCAUAUGUCUGAGUUUCUGAUCAAUGACAUGUUGUCAAAUAUGCAGUGCGUGUGGUAG
Coffea eugenioides is the source of this 1047-nucleotide messenger RNA. RefSeq names its product GDSL esterase/lipase At5g03980-like. The record is from RefSeq and is a predicted model, not a curated record. The coding region runs from base 1 to 1047 and encodes 348 amino acids. Gene Ontology annotation, molecular function: hydrolase activity, acting on ester bonds. The transcript has 2 exons. NCBI's taxonomy places the organism in Eukaryota, Viridiplantae, Streptophyta, Magnoliopsida, Gentianales, Rubiaceae.